Apaloderma vittatum (bar-tailed trogon) is the source of this 1827-nucleotide messenger RNA. RefSeq names its product prostaglandin-endoperoxide synthase 2 (prostaglandin G/H synthase and cyclooxygenase) (gene PTGS2). Gene Ontology annotation, cellular component: neuron projection; cytoplasm. Gene Ontology annotation, molecular function: heme binding; oxidoreductase activity, acting on single donors with incorporation of molecular oxygen, incorporation of two atoms of oxygen; prostaglandin-endoperoxide synthase activity. NCBI's taxonomy places the organism in Eukaryota, Metazoa, Chordata, Aves, Trogoniformes, Trogonidae. The transcript has 9 exons. The record is from RefSeq and is a predicted model, not a curated record. The coding region runs from base 46 to 1761 and encodes 571 amino acids. Gene Ontology annotation, biological process: response to oxidative stress; cyclooxygenase pathway.
GCCAACCCUUGCUGCUCCAACCCCUGUCAGAACCGAGGAGUGUGCAUGACAACAGGCUUCGAUGGCUAUGAAUGUGACUGCACGAGGACGGGAUAUUACGGGGAAAACUGCACGACGCCGGAAUUCUUCACGUGGCUGAGGGUAAUGCUGAAACCUUCACCGAACACUGUCCACUACAUCCUCACUCACUUCAAAGGAGCCUGGAACAUCAUCAACAACAUUCCUUUCUUACGGGAUGCUAUUAUGAGAUACGUAUUAACGUCAAGAUCACACUUGAUCGACAGCCCACCAACUUACAAUAAUGAUUACAGUUACAAAAGCUGGGAAGCAUAUUCCAAUCUUUCCUAUUACACAAGAAGUCUUCCACCAGUAGGACUUGACUGCCCAACACCGAUGGGUGUUAAAGGUAAGAAAGAGCUCCCAGAUUCAAAGCUGAUUGUGGAGAAGUUUUUGCUGCGGAAAAAAUUCAUUCCUGACCCACAAGGCACAAACGUGAUGUUCACAUUCUUUGCCCAACACUUCACUCAUCAGUUCUUUAAGACAGACCACAAGAAAGGACCCGCAUUCACCAAAGGCCUCAGCCAUGGGGUUGACUUGAACCAUAUUUAUGGAGAGACUCUGGAGAGACAACUUAAGCUGAGACUUCUAAAGGAUGGAAAGCUAAAAUACCAGAUGAUUGAUGGAGAAAUGUAUCCACCAACGGUGAAGGACACUCAGGCAGAGAUGAUCUACCCUCCUCACAUACCUGAACACUUGCAGUUUUCUGUCGGGCAGGAGGUGUUCGGGUUGGUCCCAGGCUUGAUGAUGUAUGCUACCAUAUGGCUGAGGGAACACAACCGUGUCUGUGAUGUCCUGAAACGGGAGCAUCCCGAGUGGGAUGAUGAGCAGCUCUUCCAAACUACCCGACUCAUAUUGAUAGGAGAGACCAUCAAGAUUGUGAUUGAGGACUAUGUGCAACACUUGAGUGGCUACCACUUCAAACUCAAGUUUGAUCCCGAGCUGCUGUUCAACCAGCGAUUUCAAUACCAGAACAGAAUUGCAGCUGAAUUCAAUACUCUCUACCACUGGCACCCGCUUCUGCCGGACACUUUCCAGAUCCAUGACCAGGAGUACACGUUCCAGCAGUUCCUCUACAACAACUCCAUAAUGCUGGAGCACGGCCUUUCCCACAUGGUGAAAUCUUUCUCCAAGCAGAGUGCUGGCAGGGUUGCUGGUGGGAAGAACGUUCCUGCUGCAGUACAGAAGGUAGCAAAGGCUUCGAUUGACCAAAGUAGACAAAUGAGAUACCAGUCCUUGAACGAGUACCGGAAACGCUUCAUGUUGAAACCAUUCAAAUCAUUUGAAGAACUUACAGGAGAAAAAGAAAUGGCAGCUGAACUGGAAGAGCUUUAUGGAGACAUUGACGCUAUGGAGCUGUACCCGGGCCUUCUCGUAGAAAAGCCACGACCAGGUGCCAUCUUCGGCGAAACGAUGGUGGAGAUGGGAGCGCCCUUCUCUCUGAAAGGACUGAUGGGAAAUGCUAUCUGCUCUCCCGAGUACUGGAAGCCUAGCACCUUCGGUGGGAAAGUGGGCUUCGAAAUAAUCAAUACCGCCUCCUUGCAGAAGCUCAUCUGCAACAACGUGAAAGGCUGUCCUUUCACUGCGUUCCAUGUCUUAAAUCCUGAACCCACGGAAGCAACGAUUAAUGUUAGUACCUCAAAAACAGCAAUGGAAGAUAUCAACCCCACGCUACUACUGAAAGAGCGAUCUGCUGAGUUGUGAAAAAAAUCCACCUAUUUAUUUAUUUAACUAUAUAAUUUAUUUAAUUUAUGGCUUAGUGUUAAAAAA